CUGCUCUCGCAAACACCAAACACUCGGAAGAGGAGCGUCGGGCGCAGGACAAAGCCUUCAGGCCUAGACAGGGCCGUGAGAGCCGCGAGCCAAUCUCAUGGCACCCACCGCGUUCCAGCUCCGCCAGGCCUCCGCCGGCUCGGUGCUCUCCGAGGACACACGCGACGACCACCUGCACCUGUCCGACAUUGCGUCGGUUGGCACGGAGGAGGGCGACACGCCCGACGUGUCGACGGUCAAGCAGCGCUUGUCCCUCUUCCAGCGGCUGCGGCAGAGGUGGCUGCUCGGCCGGGCCGCGGGCAAGAUGGUCAAUCCGGAGGCGUCGCGACUCGUGCCGCGCAGCGGCAGCUCCAAGUCGCGCCGCUCGCGCCGGCAGAGCACGAUCAACGUGCCCUCCGCGCUGCUGCUGCGCGCGCUGAUCGCACGGCUGGAGAAGCGCGGCGUGGACGUGGACGGCGAGGCUGCGGAGGAGCUGUCCCUGCUGCUCCGCUGGCACGUGCGGCACGGCCUGCAGGAGUCCUCUCUUUGGCUCGUCGACGCUUUCGACCAGCUGUCGACCGGAGGCUGGGAGCAGGCUGCCGAUCGGACUUCGGGGCUCGUGUCUGCGCCGGGGUGGGACGGGAAGAGGGAGGCGCUGGCGGACCGGUUCAUCGACGGGCUCUGCGCGCUGAUGCGGCGCGCGAACUCCCGCAGGACGUGCGCGAAAGAGGGGAGUGGCAGCUUCGGGAUUGGUCAUCCGCCACCGACUAGGCGCGCGAACUACCGCAUGAUGUCCCAAAAGGAGUGGCAGUUCGCGCAGGCCGAGUCGUUUAUGUUUGUGAUGCCGGUCGACGUUGCGUGGGAGGCGCUCGAUUCGUCGCUCAUCUCGCGGCUGUUUGUGCUGCGCGGCGCCGGCAUCGACACGCAGAGGAUCAACCUCGGCCGGCUGAUCCCGUCGUUUUGCCUGCUGCUGCGCCGUUUCUUCCUGCGCCGCUACCGCACCACCCACGGGGCCGAACCCAGGCUGGAUUCGACCACUGCGGAGGUGCGGUACUAG
Messenger RNA from Emiliania huxleyi CCMP1516, 1036 nucleotides. RefSeq lists its product as hypothetical. The transcript has 3 exons. Bases 98 to 1036 code for a protein of 312 amino acids. The record is from RefSeq and is a predicted model, not a curated record. NCBI's taxonomy places the organism in Eukaryota, Haptophyta, Isochrysidales, Noelaerhabdaceae.